AUGAAUGCAGAUUUUGGGAUUCAAAUCGAAUCUCAUUCUGCUGCAAAUCUUCAAGUUCCCAGCUUCACCUUUGACCGGGCUCCCUUCGAUGGUGGUCUUGGCGGAUUGGAAAUCCAUCUUGCUGCCAAGAGUGAGCAUGACAGGAAACAUACCGAAAUCAACAAGAUGGAUUUCCAAUCUGCCAAGUGUACAGUGCUAUGCAGUAAGAGCAAAUCGAGACUACGACAGGUGAUUACCUAUAGAAACAUUAUGUGGUGGUGGUGGUGGUGGUGGUGGUGGAUAUGCCAAAUUCAACUUGAAAACCAGAUCAUUCCCACUCAUAUGGUUCUGCUAGUCGGAGCUAUGGUCACAAUUCAAUUCAACACGAAAGCCAAGGUUCACAGAUUAGGGGUUUAUUCGAAAAAGCUUUUCUUGAGCAAGGGGCUAGGUCCCGGCCUAUCGUGGCCAAACUCCCCCCACUUCCUCCACCGAUGUUCUGCAGGUCACAAGCGAUCUCAAUCUCUUGGUGCCGGUGCCGGUGCCGGUACCAUGAAAGCUGAUCUCAACAUCUUUUACGAUGCACCCAUUUAUCCUGGCUACAAGGAAGCAAAUCUUCUCCGGGGCCUGGAUACCGACUUGAUAGGUGGGGUUCGACGACUUGGCUAUAUGCCGGGUAACUCGAUCGCACCACCUCGACUUCUUCAGGUCCGGCGGCAGCAAAUUGAAGCUUUUGAAGAGAUUGAUAGAAACAGCAGCCUCGAAACAAUGGUUGCGGUUCUCUCGUGGACAUUCUUGAUCAUUCUCACUGCUAUGCCGAAUAAAGACCGCCCAGAUCAAGUGCUGGUCCAGGACGUGGCACGGCCACCAAUCAACGUUAUGACCGCCCAAGAGCGUGGUGUUUCCGCUCAAUACUUGAAUCGUCGCGGACGACGUGAUGCGCAAUUUGGACGAGACGUGGAUGAAUAA
Molecule: messenger RNA, 945 nt
Organism: Sclerotinia borealis F-4128
Lineage: Eukaryota; Fungi; Ascomycota; Leotiomycetes; Helotiales; Sclerotiniaceae
Source: the annotation of a GenBank genome assembly